Messenger RNA from Acanthamoeba castellanii str. Neff, 1143 nucleotides. RefSeq names its product tetratricopeptide repeat domain containing protein. The transcript has 7 exons. The coding region runs from base 1 to 1143 and encodes 380 amino acids. The record is from RefSeq and is a predicted model, not a curated record. Lineage: Eukaryota; Discosea; Longamoebia; Acanthamoebidae. Gene Ontology annotation, molecular function: Hsp90 protein binding.
AUGGAAGGAGCAAGCAAGCGACCGGAAGAUGAGACCGUGGAGGAAUGGGAGCAUCCACUCUUUAUGAAGGCUUUGCCCUCCAGCGAUCACCCAGAUGCAGGCACCUUGGAGGCCCUUUCAUCCCUCAUCUACGAGGAUCAGACUCCCGAGCAGCUUGCUGAGCAUUUUAAGAAUCAGGGAAAUGAGAUGGUCAAGGCCGGCCCCAAAUACUACCGCGACGCGCUGGCCUACUACACGCGCGCACUGGAGCAGAAGUCCUGCAUUGCGCCCAACAACUCCGUCUACUACUGCAACCGCGCCGCCGUGCAGCUCAUGCUCCGCAACUAUAACGCCGUGGUGCUCGAUUGCAUGUCUGCGAUUGAGUGCAGCCACACCAACAUCAAGGCCUACAUCCGAGCAGCCAAGGCGUGCAACGCCCUUGACAAGUGGGAGGAGGCAAUCGAGUUUUGCAAGGGCGGACUCCAGGAGGAGCCCAAUAACAAGGACCUGGUGGCCGAGGCGAAGAAGGCCGAGGCCAUCAAGGCCAAGAUCGAGAAGCGGGAGCAAGAGAGGAAGGAGGCCGAGGAGAAGCGGGAGGCCGAGAACAACAAACUCCUCGCCGUCCUGAAGAAGAAGGGCAUCCAGAUGGGCGCACCGUCAUUCAACACUCAGGCCUACGUGAAGGAGGGCUCCGAGGGGGAGCUGUCGCGGACGGUGUUCGUGCGCGACUCGGGCGAGGUGUCCCUGUCGGUGCUGUUCAUCUACGAGGAGUACAAGCAGACCGACUUCAUCAAGGAAUUCAGCCUCGAGGAGACCUUCAUCGACCACCUGGCCAUGAUGUUCCCCUCCCUCAUCUACACGCCCGUUUCCGAGACCGGCGAGACCGUCAGCGUUGCUCCCUCGCCCUGGGACGAAAAGAAGGAUUACCUCGUGGAGAAUCUCCUGGUCUACUACGAGACCAACUGGACGCAGCCGCUGGGCUCGUCAACAUCGCAGCCGCUCAAGUCCAAAAAGAGUAAGGUCAAGGUCGAUCCUCGGUGGACGCUCGGGCGCGUGCUGCGCGAUUCGCGCUACGUGGUCCCGGGCCUUCCGGUCUUCUACAUAAUCCCCUCGCGCGCUGAGGCCACCUUCCUCCGCGCCGACCUCGACCAGCCCCUCCAGUAA